ACCCGCUGCUUAAUGCUGGGGAUGACCGGCGGGGUGUGCUCGCAGGGCUGGCUGUCACUCCCGACAGCCAGGCCCGCAGCACUGAGGGAGACGGAGAGGGAGGCGGGUGACUCAUCACCGCUGCCUCCGACGGAGCCGCGCGAGUGCUGGAAGCCGCGCGAGCGCUGGGAGCCGCGUGACCGGCUCCCCUCACAGAGAAACGCCGCGCUCCCCUCACGGCCGGAGAGGCAGCGGCUGCAGAAAGAGGUCUGAAUACCUCAACCAAGCGGCGGGGAGGGGGCGCACUGCGGCGGGGGCGAGGCAUUAUAAUACCUAAAGUACUUAAGUGGCAGCAAAAACCCUACCUAAGCCUAACCCUUAAAAUUACCUCACAGUUUUUUCUUUUUACCGAAUAAACCUCCAAUAUACAAGCCACCAGAUUUAAUAUGCUUUACUACAUGUUGCUUGUCUGGAGCGUUGGGAUUUUCCUCCUCGGAGCUGUGAAAGGCGCCGAGGUGUGCUACAACCGAGUCGGCUGCUUUAAUGAUGCCAAACCCUGGGCAGGGACUGUAGAACGUCCCUUCACAAAACUGCCAUGGAGCCCUGAGCAAAUAAACACCCGUUUCCUGCUUUACACCAGGAAUAACCAGAACAGCUUCCAGACAAUCAGCGCUGCUACUCCUUCUACCAUCUCCUCGUCCAACUUCCGCACCACCAGGAAGACCCGCUUCAUUAUCCAUGGCUUUACUGACAGUGGAACGGCCUCCUGGCUGUCUGACAUAUGCAGGAAACUGUUCCAGAUUGAAGACUCCAACUGCAUCUGUGUGGACUGGAGCGGCGGAUCCCGCACUCUGUACUCACAGGCGUCCAAUAACAUCCGUGUGGUGGGCGCAGAAGUGGCCUACUUUGUAGACAUCCUCUCGAAAAACUUUGGCUACGGCCCUUCCAACGUCCAUGUGAUAGGCCACAGCUUGGGGGCACACGCUGCCGGAGAGGCUGGAAAGAGAGCGAAGAGCAUCAGUCGUAUCACAGGCCUGGACCCAGCUGAGCCAUACUUCCAGAACACACCUAUAGAAGUCAGGCUGGAUCCUUCAGAUGCUACCCUCGUCGAUGUGAUCCACACAGAUUCCGGUUCUCUUGUUCCUAACCUGGGAUUCGGAAUGAGCCAGAAUGUCGGUAACUUGGAUUUCUUCCCAAAUGGUGGAGUAAAAAUGCCCGGGUGUACCCAGAACCCAUCGAUCCCCAAUGUCAACGUUGAAGAUAUUUGGAGUGGAGUCAUUCACUUUGUCACAUGCAACCACAUGAGGGCCAUCAAGUACUAUACUGAUAGUAUUGGCAACACCGGCAUGUUUGUCAGCUACCCCUGCGCCAACUGGAGCACCUACCAGGGGGGCAGCUGCAAAUCCUGCCCAAGCGCUGGAUGUCCUAAGAUGGGCCACUAUGCCGACACCUACCGCGGAGUUACCGGAUCCAGCCAAGUCUUCUACACCACCACACCAUAAUCAAUGAAAGUCCCCCAAACCUCUACUCCCAGGAAAGCGCUGUCACAGGAAGAUACGGGACAUUUACUCGUAUUACCCUCCUGACCGCCUGGAGAGAAGUGAGGCGUUACUAAGUGAUUGCCAUGGAGCGCCAUCAUCUCCCAGCAUCCUCUACACUGGCCGCCGGUGACGGACGCGUCAUACUCUGUCCUGAUUUCAUCUGCCUGACUGCAUUCAAUUUCAUCUUCAGAACAUAAUGUUUUAUUUCAUCUCUCACUUUAAACUGUUCAAUUAAAUUGAAUUAUUAAUAACUGUUGUUCCUGUACAUUAAGAGUCAUACAGAUCCACAUCGGUUUUGGCGUUUAUGCCGUUUAUCGGUACCGCAAAUGUUCACUUUGUGCUAAAUGGUUAUUACUUUGCUUGAUUCACGACUAUGCUAAUAAAUACUCUAUAGCAAAGAUG
Pseudophryne corroboree (corroboree frog) is the source of this 1922-nucleotide messenger RNA. Its product is annotated as pancreatic triacylglycerol lipase-like. The record is from RefSeq and is a predicted model, not a curated record. Lineage: Eukaryota; Metazoa; Chordata; Amphibia; Anura; Myobatrachidae. Gene Ontology annotation, biological process: lipid catabolic process. The transcript is spliced from 11 exons. Gene Ontology annotation, molecular function: triacylglycerol lipase activity. Bases 426 to 1481 code for a protein of 351 amino acids.